This is a messenger RNA of Corticium candelabrum, 570 nucleotides long. RefSeq lists its product as uncharacterized. The coding region runs from base 1 to 570 and encodes 189 amino acids. Gene Ontology annotation, biological process: proteolysis. Gene Ontology annotation, molecular function: aspartic-type endopeptidase activity. The transcript has a single exon. The record is from RefSeq and is a predicted model, not a curated record. Lineage: Eukaryota; Metazoa; Porifera; Homoscleromorpha; Homosclerophorida; Plakinidae.
AUGUCUACAGAAAGGAAAGCACCCAUUGCCCAAGUUGUUGAAUAUGCAACACAACCCUCUUCAAAACCGGCAGAGCCACUUCAUCAUGUCUACGAGACUAUAUAUACAGCCAGUCAUUCUUCAAAGGCUGAGACGUUUACUGUCAUACUCAAGGUAAAUGGCAGAGAGUGCAAGGGUCUUCUCGACACUGGUGCUACUCGAACGCUCAUCACCCAUGACAUAGUAACACCAACACGGCCCAGUCCUGCUAUGUUGAAAGCAUAUGACGGUAAUGCUGUGGAAACCCUGGGUGUAGCAGAUGUCACGAUCAAUACAGGAGAUAGAUCUUGUCAGUGCACCUGUUUUGUGGUGCCUCCUGGACAAACAGUUCUUUUUGGGCAGGAUGUCAUCUUACAGCUGCAGCUACUUGCUAAGCAGGAGGUCAAUGUGGUCAAGAUUCAGCCCAUCGAUAUUAUGGUAGAUCCUCAAGCAACGCCACCAUCUCUUCCAGUACGGCACCAUACUGUCAGUCUUCGUAUGGCCAUAGAAACAGAGCUACAACACCUCAAGAAAGCAGCUAGACGUCAUUGA